Messenger RNA from Brassica oleracea var. oleracea, 420 nucleotides. RefSeq lists its product as uncharacterized. The record is from RefSeq and is a predicted model, not a curated record. The coding region runs from base 1 to 420 and encodes 139 amino acids. Lineage: Eukaryota; Viridiplantae; Streptophyta; Magnoliopsida; Brassicales; Brassicaceae. The transcript has a single exon.
AUGUCGUCAUCUUCAUCUGACGAAGUUUUCGAAGAAAGAUUUGACGAAGUUUUCGAAGAAAUCUUCGAAGAUACAUUCACCAACAGAGUCGAGGCCCAAACCAGUAACCAAAGGAGCCGUGCUUAUAUUGAACGAAACCGUGAAGGAGGACAAGACCGCUUAUGGAAUGACUACUUCAGCGAAGAUGCGACAUUCUCGUCACAAAUAUUCAGACGCCGCUUUCGCAUGAAUAAAGAUUUAUUCUUGCGUAUUGUCUAUGGGCUAUCCGAGAACUUUCCAUUCUUUCAGCAAAGAAGAUAUGCAACCGGGAGGUUCGGUCUUUCUGCACUACAAAAAUGUACGGAAGCAAUUCGUAUGCUUGCUUACGGUUCUGCGGCUGACACGGUUGACGAAUAUCACUGCACCUUCCUGUUUACAUAA